UCCAACCUCCACUCGGCACUCCACCACUCUCCCCUGCCCUCCCCUGCCUACCUACUCCUCCACCACCACCGCCGCGGCCAUGGACGACAUCGCCGAGCCCGGCUCCCCGACCUCCCCGACGGCCACCUCCUCCUCGUCUUCCUCGUCGUCCUCCUCCUCCGUCGCCGCGAACAAGCGGCCGCGCAAGGACAGCCGGCACCCGACCUACCACGGCGUGCGCAUGCGGAGCUGGGGCAAGUGGGUGUCCGAGAUCAGGGAGCCUCGCAAGAAGUCGCGCAUCUGGCUCGGCACCUUCGCCACCGCCGAGAUGGCCGCGCGCGCGCACGACGUGGCCACGCUCGCCAUCAAGGGCCGCGCCGCGCACCUCAACUUCCCGGACCUCGCGCACCUGCUGCCCCGCCCGGCCAGCGCCGCGCCCAAGGACGUCCAGGCGGCCGCCAUACUCGCCGCCUCCGCCGACUUCCCCUGCGGCGCCAGUGCCAAUGCCAAGAGCCCCGACAGCGCCUCCGACGCCAGCGCGGUCUCGCCGCCGCCCCCGCCUGCACCGCACGCCGAGCCGGUCCAAGACCCGGAAGACGCCCUGUUCGACCUCCCCGACCUGCUCCUGGACCUGAGAUAUGAGGCCUCGGCGGGCCUCCCGUGCGCGUCGUCCUGGGUCGUCGACGAGGACAUCGUCGGCGCCGGCGUGUUCCGCCUCGAGGAGCCACUCCUGUGGGAGUACUGAUCAUCGUCGCUGCAGCAGAAGGUUCCCACCGUUCCAGUCGCUUCACACAUGGCGCUUACUACUUCGUGAUUGGGCCGAUCGGAGACAUGGAAAUGCACCUCGUUCCGUCAAUCAUCUUACUACUAUCUAGGACGUCGCCGUCGUCGUCUUCCUCCGUCCGUCCGGUGCUGCUCCGCUGUGUUUUUCCUUUCUUCUUUUCCAAGUUCCGUUCCGGCUCCCUCUGCCUCCUCCCCUCGCUGCGUUUUUACUUUUCCUUUACCAAAAUUAGGAUGCGCGAGACUGUAUAAAGUUAGUUUCUUUUCCUCCGCUCGCCUUGCUUGAUUUGGGGGACAAGAAUAUGUAUAAUUAACAAGCAUCUUAUCUUACCUUA
Molecule: messenger RNA, 1094 nt
Organism: Triticum dicoccoides
Lineage: Eukaryota; Viridiplantae; Streptophyta; Magnoliopsida; Poales; Poaceae
Product: ethylene-responsive transcription factor ERF039-like
Exons: 1
Coding region: 80-724 (214 amino acids)
Biological process (GO): regulation of DNA-templated transcription
Molecular function (GO): DNA binding; DNA-binding transcription factor activity
Source: RefSeq, a predicted model, not a curated record